Gossypium raimondii (Peruvian cotton) is the source of this 567-nucleotide messenger RNA. RefSeq lists its product as uncharacterized. Lineage: Eukaryota; Viridiplantae; Streptophyta; Magnoliopsida; Malvales; Malvaceae. Bases 1 to 567 code for a protein of 188 amino acids. The record is from RefSeq and is a predicted model, not a curated record. The transcript has a single exon.
AUGUGGAAUCUAGAUGAGGAGUUUGAUUGCAUUGAUUUGGGACAUGAUUUUUAUGUUGUUAAAUUCUUGAGCGCAGAGGAUCUCUUGACGGUGAUAACGGCGGGUUCUUGGAAGAUUAUGGAUCAUUAUCUUACAAUACAAAAAUGGAAGCCGAACUUUCACCCGACUAUGGGAACGAUUGCAUCCAUAGCAGUGUGGAUUCAAUUGCUUGGUUUACCUUUGGAAUAUUUCAAUGAAGAAGUACUAGUUAAAGUCGGGAAGCUUGUUGGUAGACCCAUCAAAUUGGAUUCUAAUACAGUUUAUACUACGAGGGGGAAGUUUGCAAGAAUCUAUAUUGAAAUUGAUCUGUCCAAGCCUUUGAUUCCAUCAAUUAGAAUUGGUAAUUUCGUUCAAAAUAUUGAAUAUGAAGGGCUUCAUAAUAUUUGUUUUUCUUGUGGCUGUUUUGGACAUCGCACAGAGGCUUGUGUCUUGAAAAAAAUGGUGACUGACCUUGAAGAGUUGUCGGAGGCGGUACAAACGAAAAAUACAAAGGCAACAAGUGAAAAGACGGACAAGGCGACAAAAUGA